AUGACGACCAACUUUCUUCAAGGCAUGCGACAUGUCGCCAGACUUGCCUCGCGCACUGCCGCCGAAAAGUCGUCUGCUUCCGCACUGGUAGACUACUCAUACAGAUAUCAUAUCCCACGGCGGAUAUCGACAAGAGGUUUCUCGAGUCAUCAUGGCGCGACUGCACAGGCACUCUUCCUAGACUCGAAGCAGAAGAAGAAAUCACCGCCUCCUACAAGUCAAAGUGAUAGAAAGGAAGCCAAAGUAAGAGCAGCAGAUGGGACCCCAAUAUCUCUCUAUCUGGGAGAGCUGCACGAGAAUGGCAACUCGUCUGCAUCACAAGAGACUUCAUCGACCUCGAGGCCGCCCCACGGUAUCCUGAACCAGAUUCCUAAGCGAGCCUUCCACACCUCAACCAGGCGAACAGAUGCGGAGAAAGGAGACCAUGCCGCAAGGUCGCCUCGAUCAGACCAAUCGGUUGACAAGGCCUCGUCAACGCCACCCGAGCCGCAAAAAGCUACUCAAGAGCAUUUCUACGACAGGCUGCACAUGCCGCAAUUCCAUCGACCGACCAAAGAAGAAUUACUUGCUGCAGCAACGGGGUUCUGGUCAAGAUUGAAAGUUCGCUUCAAAUGGCUGACCAUCAAGAGCGUGCGACCUUUCAACAUGGACGAGAUCUUUGGCUUCUUUUCGUGGAUCUUACUUGGUCACGUCGUGUGGAUCAUUGUCGGAACCACCACGUUUGUCUCGCUGGCCAUCCUUGCCAUCAACACUGUCUUCGCGCAGGAGACGCUUGCUGGCUGGGUCGGCAACUAUCUCACCAAAUCAUCAGGCGUCAAGGUCGUCUUCGAGUCCGCCAUCGUGCCUAAGUGGAGCGGUGGUGUCAUCACAUUCAAGAAUGUCUUCGUGUCCCGUCGUCCAGGUCCGCAGAAGUCGAAGGUCACUAAGGGCUCACCCGAAGCUGCAGCUGCAGAAGCCAGUGCUGAGGAGCCGAUACCGGAUGAGGACCAGAACUACACACAGUUCGAUGUCAAUAUUGGAGAGGUGAACGUAACCUUAUCGUUCAACAAGUGGUGGAAUUCAAAAGGUCUACUGAAAGACGUCGAAGUCAAGCAUGUCCGAGGAGUGAUCGAUCGCACACAUGUCUUCUGGACUGGCGACCACGGUGAUCCCAAGUCAUGGCGUCAUGAGCAUGUUCCUGGCGAUUUUGAGAUAGAGUCCUUCAAGGUAGAGGAUCUGCUGCUCUCACUCCACCAACCACAUGAUUUUCGACCCUUCACCAUCAGUUUGUACAACGCAGAACUGCCUCGACUCCGAAAGCAUUGGCUCUUCUACGACUUUCUCUGCGCAAAUAAUAUGAGUGGAGAAUUUGACGGAUCGCUGUUCACCAUACACCAGCGCCAACUCCACAGCUUUACGGGUGCGCCAUUGAAUGAUCCCACGGAAGACCCGACCGAACCAUGGAAGAAGCAAUCACGCAUUCGACUCGAUGCGCUCAACAUCGACCACCUGAAUCGAGGCGUUGAGGGCCCUUUCGGCUGGAUCACAGAAGGCAACGUCGACAUAGUCGCUGAUAUCAUGGUCCCGAACGAUGAUGACGAGUCCGCCCUGAAGAUCAUGACCGAUUUCUACGACCGCCUCGAAGCCACACUCACCUCCCGCAAACAUCUGGAACAAGUCGUUGCUACCACAUCAGAAACGCCAUCAUCGGCGACCGCCGCACGAAUUCCCUCUUCUCCACAACCAGCAUCAUCUCGCUACCUCGUCAUGGACCUGCGUAUUCACCUCAACGACGUCCGCGCAUCGGUACCCAUCUUCACACGCGAUCUCAGCUACAUCAACAACGCCCUCAUCCGUCCCAUAGUCGCAUAUAUCAAUUCGCGGCGAACAUUCAUUCCCAUUAAUUGCCGCGUCGUCAAGCGCGCAUCAGACUUUGACGGCAGCUGGACCAUCUACGACUCGUGCCUGAUGGACGACUUAUCGGCUGAAGUCUACGACGCGUUCGCGCGCGAUGUGACGGACGACCAGGCUCGAAUGCGGCGAUUCAAGGCGGUUGGGAUGUGGGGAGCGCAAUUGGCUUUGCAAGCACUCUUUCUGGGAAUGGCUGGCGGAAUUGCCUAG
Cyphellophora attinorum is the source of this 2100-nucleotide messenger RNA. Its product is annotated as Mitochondrial distribution and morphology protein 31. Gene Ontology annotation, biological process: mitochondrion inheritance. Bases 1 to 2100 code for a protein of 699 amino acids. The transcript has 2 exons. The record is from RefSeq and is a predicted model, not a curated record. NCBI's taxonomy places the organism in Eukaryota, Fungi, Ascomycota, Eurotiomycetes, Chaetothyriales, Cyphellophoraceae. Gene Ontology annotation, cellular component: mitochondrial inner membrane.